Molecule: messenger RNA, 1623 nt
Organism: Penicillium alfredii
Lineage: Eukaryota; Fungi; Ascomycota; Eurotiomycetes; Eurotiales; Aspergillaceae
Product: ankyrin repeat domain-containing protein
Exons: 3
Coding region: 1-1623 (540 amino acids)
Molecular function (GO): protein binding
Source: RefSeq, a predicted model, not a curated record
AUGUCCGGCAUUGGGACGGCUGCUUCCAUUUUGCAGCUGGCAUCGGCUGCCACCAAGAUCUCAUUCCAAGUCUACGAAUUCAUCACGACAAUCAAGAAUGCACCCCGAGAGAUCGAGAAUCUGGGUUCUGAUAUGAUGAACUUUUAUCUUCUGGUGAACAAUCUCACCGACGCACUCGAAUCUCGGGACAUUCGAGGCUUCGUGGACCAGGACGCGCAACUCAACAGGGCGAUGAAAAACCUAUUUGUCCCCAUGGCGAAGUGCCAGCUCAAUUGCGACCAGGUGAACGAGAAAUUGAAACUGCUGGAUUUUCAGACCGAUCCAGAGGGUGAAGGACUCAUGAGCGAAAAAAAUGCAUCUAGUGAUGAACCGAAGAAAUCUCGCACUUGGGUUCGAGACUGGAUGUGGCCAUUUCGGCGAAGAGAAAUCUUCGCCAUGAUGACUGAAUUUGACCGAUCCAGGUCAAUCUUCUCGGAUUCCAUGUCAAGCCUUACACUGAUUCUCACAUUGAAACAGCCUGUUAUGGCAAUGGAUCAAACCUCCAAAGCCACUCAGAGGCAUUCUUUCAAUGAUGAUGCCGGAUCUGCAAUUGCCGACUUUGCAUCUACACAUGCAACCCUGAUCCCCACGUCGACAACGAAAGAAGGGGACGGGUUUUCCGACCCCAAAUACGUGGAAGAGUUGAUGGGAGCAGUACGGCGUGGCUCUGUUUCCCUGGUGGAGAUCAUGUUAAACAGCGUGAAUGUCAACGUCCGUGACCUUCGAGAUGGCCGCACAGCGCUUUCAUAUGCGGCACAGAGAGGUGAUAUCGAGAUGGUGAAGUUGCUCCUGAAACGAGGAGCAGACACCAAUACACGACAAUACAGCCUGAGCAAGCCCUAUAAGAAUGGCGGGAAUAGCCGGCCGAUGAGAGUCAGUGGUCGAUUGCCGAUUCAUUGGGCUGUAGCCAAUAACCACAGUGAGGUCACUGAGAUCUUACUGCAAUAUGGGGCAAAUCCGAAUGCCAGAAAUACCUCUGGUCGAUCGGUUCUGCAGGAUGCCUGUAUGAAUAACGAUACCAAAUCAGUUCGGCUCUUGCUGCGGUAUGGGGCUGAUGUCAAUGCCAGGAGUUACAAUGGGGGCUGGUCAGGCCUACACGAAGCUGCCACAUGGAAUCUCGUCGAGGUUCUAGAGAUUCUCUUAGAGUAUAACCCUUUACUCGAUGUACCCGCCAUCCACGACCCCGAGGGUUGUGCUCCAAUACAUAUAGCCACUCGAUGGGGGCAUAUCGAGAUCAUGAAGCUCCUUCUGUCCAAGGGUGCAGAUCCUGACAUCCCGAUGCUCGAGGACAUGACUGCCCUCCAUUUAGCUGCCGCGGGAGGGUUGGUCAAUGAGCUCAACUUGCUGCUCAAUUGGGGCGCUUCCCCGAAUCCUCAAGAUGCGCGACUCCGUGAAACCCCUCUGCACAAAGCGGCCCGCAAUCUCGAGCUUGAAGCCAUGGAGAAUCUGUUGUUGAGGGGUGCCGAGACAGAUGUGCCGAAUAUUGAUGGUCGGAAUUAUGAGUUUGUCUUGGAUUGUGCCCAGCGAUAUCCCGAUGACUGGUAUAUCAGUACUAGAUUGGGUUCUUUUUGUAGCUGGGGCUAG